UGCCUCAACCUCUCAGAGUUCUGAAAUGAUGGGCCUGAGCUACCACGCCUGGCUUCAAAUGGCUUUUUUUCAAAUAUAUUUAUUAAGAAUAAAAUCGGUGAUUAAAACAGCUGGAAGGGAGCUGGGUGUGGUGGUUCACACCUGUAAUCCCAGCGUGGGGAGGCUGAGGCAGGAGGAUCCUUUCGAGUUCGAGACCAGCCUGGGCUACAAAGUGAGCUCAAGGCCAGCCUGAAGUGCAUUAGACAGACCCUGUCUCAAAAAAAAAAAAAAAAAAAAAAAAAGCUCGAAGCCCCCCACCUUUAUAUUUAUUUAUUUAUUUAUUUAUUUGCCUAGAGGUUCCGCCCACGCACCUCUUCUCCAGGCUUUGGUACUUACCCCUGUCCUGCCCCACCCGCCAUUCAUAACCCGCCCUGUCCAAGCCUUGCCCAGUGGAAGGUACACUCCGCUGCAGGCCCGCCCACCAGCUCGCCCCUCCCAGGCCUCGCCCUACGGUAGCCACCUCCCUCCUCGGACCCAUCCACCAGAGCCCCGCCCCGGCCCGCGGAGGUACAGGGGCCCGGCUAUGGUGCGUUCGGUCGGCGGUCGCGCGCUGGCGGCGCUGGCGCUGCUCGCGGUCCCCGCGGCUGUGCUGGCGGCGCUGGGCGCGCAGCUGCUGUUCCAGCUACAGGCGGGACGCGCGGAGCUGCGGGGCGCGGAGCCCGGGCUGCCGGCCGACGCCGCGGGGGCUCUGCUGCCGCUGGCCGCCGCCCUGGCCGCGCUGGCCCUGCUACUCGGCCUAGCGGGGGCGCUGCUCGCCGCGCUGCUUGCCCACAUGGUCUCCGAGCUGGCCGCGCCCGGCCCCGGCAGGUCUGACUGGUUUUUCCACAAGGGCCGCCGCCUCCAGCAAGCAGCCCUCUGGCUGGUCUGCUUCGGGGUCUCCAUCUACUUAGCAGCACUGUCUAUCUACACCCUGCUGCUUUUCGAGAUUGAGGCAGGGGCGGCCACCGCCUCCAUCCUGGGCUCCGGUGCCCUGCUGCUGGUGGCCGUACUGACCCACACCCUGCUCCGGGCUGCCCGCAGUGGCCUCCACAACCUGCCUCUGCCCAGCUCCGAGGACGAGCCUGGCUGCCCUGCGGGAAUCUCCAAGGCUGGCCCCAGUGCACAACCCCAACAGGGUACCCACCUCGGGGUCCGUUACUCAUCCUUCCUGGUGCCAGGGGACCCAACUGGGCACAGAGCCACCACCCCUGCAGCCCCUGAGAUCGAUCCAGACAGCAGCUUGCCUGCACCCCACGAGCCCCACACCCUGUCAGCUGACAUGGGGCACUGGCAUGGGGUCACACAUGAGAUGUGCUCCAUGCUGGGUCGUGGGCUGGGGGGUGUGGGAAAGGACUCCACACUGGUAUGAGCCCAGGACACAGCGAGCAGAGGGCUAUAGAGACUUGUCCUGACUCUGCUGCAGUAGCAAUAUGACCUGAUAUAGCUCACAGCAUCCUGGCGCCUCGUGGUGCAAAAUGGCUGCCAGGGCUCAGCCUUUACCUCCUCAUUAGACCUCAGUGCAAUGGAGGCCAGGAAAUAUGGCCAUCCUGAAUGAAUAAGGUUCUGUUAGUAGGCACAAGGGGAGCAUAGGUCCUAGAUAGUGACUCUCUUAAGUAUCUCCAUCCAUUUUACAGAUGAAGAAGCUGAGGCCCCCAGAGAGGCAGUGACUUCCCACGGGUCUCGGCUCUAAUUCCUGGGCCCUGAGAGCCCCACGACGCUGAUGGCCGGUGCGAAUCUGACCUGAGGCUCAAAGCUGCCUGCUGAGGUCAUUGUGCCUGUUUCCUUGUUUGUAAAGUGGCCCUGGGGAGGUACCUCUUCCCUGGACCCCCUAGCCUAGCUGCUGUGCGAGGCUACCUCAGAUCCCCCCACCGCCACCCCCACUGCACAAGCAACAAAUAAACCCUGGCUCGGUUCUGA
Molecule: messenger RNA, 1935 nt
Organism: Cavia porcellus (domestic guinea pig)
Lineage: Eukaryota; Metazoa; Chordata; Mammalia; Rodentia; Caviidae
Gene: Tmem221
Product: transmembrane protein 221
Exons: 3
Coding region: 563-1387 (274 amino acids)
Source: RefSeq, a predicted model, not a curated record